Molecule: messenger RNA, 3184 nt
Organism: Panicum virgatum (switchgrass)
Lineage: Eukaryota; Viridiplantae; Streptophyta; Magnoliopsida; Poales; Poaceae
Product: transcription factor bHLH157-like
Exons: 9
Coding region: 851-2830 (659 amino acids)
Biological process (GO): regulation of DNA-templated transcription
Molecular function (GO): protein dimerization activity; DNA-binding transcription factor activity
Source: RefSeq, a predicted model, not a curated record
GGCGCCUCCCACAGUCCCCCGUCCCACUCCCCCACAUCUCCUCCGCCCGCCUCCCGCUCCGGCCUCCGGCCUAUUUAUCGCGCCGCGCGCGCGCUCCCGCGCCUAAACCCUUGCGCUUCCCGGCGGAUUAGCGGAGCACUGCCUGCCCGCGUCGUCACGACCCGGUGGCGCGGCGUGCCUCGAUGGCGGCGGGGGCGCUGGGAGAGCUGUGCCGCGCCGGGGGCUGGUCCUACGCGGCGAUCUGGCGCUCCGACCGUCGCGACCCGCGGUUGCUUACGAUAGGAGAAUUUCACUGUGAAGAUGAAGCAAGAAAAGUGGUUGAGAAGAUGGUCAAUCAGGUCCAUGUCGUCGGAGAAGGUGUCAUAGGAAGAGCUCUAAUUAGUGGGGAGUACCAAUGGAUUUUUGAUGAUACCCCCUUCAGUUUGUCUCAGAUAAGCGAUGCAGAUAACCUAGGUUUAUUUCAGAGGAAGGUUACCUUCUUGUAGGGUUAUACUUGGUGGCAACAUCAGUUCCUCAGUGGAAUAAAGACUAUUGCAGUAGUACCUAUCCAGGCGUUUGGUGUGGCACAGUUCGGUUCCAUGCAAAAGGUUAGUAUGCUAGUUUUUGAAAGCAACUUUCACAUGAUUCUAACAGAAAAGGCUAUACCCAUUAUCAUGGUGUCAUUGUUUCGGUUGUUAGAACAAUUCUUGCACAAGUUUGCCUGAAGAUGCUAUCUCUGAACAUGCCAGAUCUCGAGCAAAUGGACAUUUGAGAAGCACGUCUUGUCUGCACUACUAAUUAAUUAAUAAUUUGUGUGAUACUAAUUGAUAUCUGUUUUGCAAUUAAGGCAUCAGAACGUGCAUAUCUUCUCAUGAAUAUUAAAAGUUCACAUUUACAGGUUUCUGAAAGCUUAGAGUUUCUGGAUCAAGUUAAAGGUGCACUUUUUCUGAAGGAAAGGACUUCAUGGCAUCCUUCAACCAAAGAUGUUCAGAAAGAUGUUUUUACGUACAAUCCGCAAUUUCAACUUAAUUCUCCAAGCACCACAGAUGGUUUUGCACAUAUUAAGGCUGAGCCAGAAAACACAAAGCUCUUGGAGGACACGAUGACAGUAGAUUCCCUCAAGAACUUUGCCAUUGCUUCAAGUAAUCACUCUCUGCACUAUUUCAAUGGUUUCACCUCCAAUGAAAGUUGCAUUGGUCUGAAUCCUCACAUAGUGGCCAUGCCAGUGAACUCCAAGUCUAUAAGUUCUGUUAAAGUAUUUCAAAGUGACAGCAAUUCGCGGCACAGUAAUAUUUCAGAAAAUGCACCACAAUUUACAUCCACUAAACAGCCAGGUUCUAGUCUGACAACUGCAGCUACAAGUUAUUCAAGUUUGACCAAUCUUCCAAGAAUGGAGCUCGGGCUGUCAUGCACACCUAACAAGCUGCGAAAUUGCCUCCAAAGUGAAAAAUCAAGCUUCUGGGAUUCGUACUCAUCAAUAUUUUCUACAGAAGCUGAUCUGAAAUCUACUUUAUUUGACAAUGACACCCCGUUUGUUCAAGGUGAUGUGAUUCAAGAGGUCGGUACUGCUGGAUCUACUUCUUAUGCUUGUGAGCUCAAGGAAUUACCAAAUGAAAUAUGGGGAGAAGCUGCAGGGUCCACAAAACAAGUAAGAAAAGUAGACAGUGAAAAUCAUGGCUUGCUUGAAAGCAUACCAUUCGAUCCAGUCAUAAAUGAUUGGUGGGAUGACACUGCCUUACUAGAAGGAAACACUACACAUUGUGGUGCUACUGGCAUGAAUUCUGUUGCAGGACAGGCAAAUACUGAUCACUUAUUGGUUGAAGAGAGGGGAUUGUUUUCAGAAUCUACCUUUGAGGAGCUGCUUGGCUUUGAUGGCAAUGUUAGCCCAGUAGCUAGCACUGAUCCAUUAGGUGGCUCUGUCUCAGGCUGUCGAUUGCCAAGGUACAACGUUCAAGAUUCAUUUUCAGUGUGCAACGCACAAGUACCAGCAGCAUUGCUGUUCCCUUCCAUUAACUAUGCAUCCGAAAAUGAUCAAACUGGAGCAUCACAGGCAACCCCAAUAUCACUGCAGAAUUUGUCUAUGGAUGAUUGUGGCAGUUUGAAUACUGCAAAUUCCAAGGUCAGCCAGGUAAAGAAGCCUGAAGGAGUGAAGGUUGUUAAGAAAAGAGCCAGGCCAGGUGAAAGCACAAGGCCAAGACCAAAGGAUCGACAGCAGAUACAAGAGCGAGUCAAAGAGUUACGUGAGAUAGUCCCAAAUAGUGCAAAGUGUAGCAUUGAUGCUUUGUUGGACCGAACAAUCAAGCAUAUGCUCUUUCUACAAAGUGUAACAAAGUAUGCAGAAAAGAUUAAGCAAGCUGAUGAACCAAAGAUGAUAAGCAAGGAUAGUAGCGCAGUGUUAAAUGAUAACUCAAGUGGUGUUGUCCUGAAAGACGAUCCAAGUGCUGGAAGCAAUGGAGGUGCCACAUGGGCCUAUGAGGUUGCAGGGCAGACUAUGGUCUGCCCAAUAAUCGUUGAGGAUCUUUCACCGCCUGGUCAGAUGCUUGUCGAGAUGCUAUGUGAGGAACGUGGAUUUUUCCUAGAGAUAGCAGACACCAUUCGUGGUUUUGGACUGACAAUCUUGAAGGGACUGAUGGAACUUCGUGAUGGCAAGAUAAUGGCUCGAUUUCUUGUUGAGGCAAACAAGAAUGUGACCAGGAUGGAUAUAUUUUUAUCACUUGUUCAGUUACUGCAGCAGAAUAGCCUCAAUAGAUCUUCGGACCAGCUAACUAAGGUCAUUAACAAUGGCAUUCCAUCUUUCGCUGAGCAUCAGCAAUCUCCUAUAUCAAUUCCAGUCAGCCUUGCCGGGAGAUAGCAAUGACCAAUACUUGAAGAAAAGUUAACGUAAUAUUUGGAGUGCCGAUUAGUGGUUGGUGAUGACCGUCAGGUGUUGAUAGAACUGACAAUUGUUAAGGAUGUAGUGAACGCACAUUGUGGUGUACAAAUUAUCAUUUGUCGAGUUUAGGAAUAUUGCUGCUGUCGCUUGUAAUGUGGACACUGGCGCGUGCUUAUGCUGGUUAGUUUGUGUGUAGUCAUUGUUGAUUGACGUACAAAAAAAUGUGAAGAAUUGUGUUAUCUUAUCUGAAUUUCUAAUCAAGUGUGGCAAAAUACAGUGCUUCGAUGUUUGGUGCAAGAAAAGAAAUGGAGAAUUUCAGGCUCAGGAGCCAAA